Molecule: messenger RNA, 2205 nt
Organism: Chelonoidis abingdonii (Abingdon island giant tortoise)
Lineage: Eukaryota; Metazoa; Chordata; Testudines; Testudinidae
Source: RefSeq, a predicted model, not a curated record
AUGAUGCUGUGGACAGUGGUACAAGAGGGAGCAAAUAGUAAACUCAUUUCUCUAAUGCUUUUUUAAUAGGGUCACCCUGCUCCAUAUAAAACCGUUUCAGCCCGAGCAGGAACACCAUCCACAAUAUUGCGACUUCCAGCCAGUGUUUUUCAGGAUGUUUUCCAGAAGUACCCUGAAACUCUUGUCAGAAUGGUACAGAUCAUCAUGGUGAGGCUCCAGAGAGUGACAUUCUUGGCUUUGCACAACUAUCUUGGCCUGACCACCGAGCUCUUCAAUUCUGAGAGCCAGGCCAUUCCAUUGAUAUCUGUGGCAAGUGUAACAUCAGGAGGAAGUUCAAACAAAGACGUGAAAAGACAACUGUCUAAUGUAUCGGAGGAGGAACAGGGAGAAAAGUUGGAGAAAGCAGGGGAUACCUCAGAAACAGACACAGUGAAGACUUCAGGUACAGAGAAUUCUGAGAAUCUUCUCAAAAGAAGAGUUUCUUUGACAUCCUCUUCUGGAUCAGCAGAGGCUCUUGGUAGCUCCAGUGGCACUAAAUCAGACUUGGAUAUGGCGUACGAGAGAGCCAGGGUGCAUUUCACACCAGAUGAAACUCCGACCAGUCCUGUUGUGAGCAAGUCUAUAUUGAAGAAGACUGUGACCGUGACACACACUCCCUCUGCGGUUUUCCAUUACAUAGAGGGUGACCUAGCUGCGCCAGACUCCUGUGCCGGCAAACAAAUUGACGUCAUCUUCGAAGCUGCUAAGAAAGACCUUUUAACAUUGAUGAAACUCAAUGAUCCCUUGUUGCUGAAGGGUAAAGUAACAUUGCAUCAAGUUACGGCUGGGACUGUGGUAUCAAGGCAGGGAGACCAGGAUGUCAACAUCUGGUUUGUGAUCUCGGGUUUGCUUCAUGUGUACCAGCGGAAGAUAGACUCUGAGGAGGAGACCUGUCUAUUCAUCACCCAUCCAGGAGAAAUAGUAGGCCAACUAGCUGUCCUUACUGGGGAACCUCUCAUUUUCACCAUCAAGGCCAAUCGAGACUGCAUGUUCCUGUCCAUUUCCAAAUCCCAUUUCUAUGAAAUAAUGCGGGUGCAGCCAAAUGUAGUGCUGGGUAUGGCCCACAGUGUUGUAAAGAGGAUGUCCUCAUUUGUGAGGCAGAUUGACUUUGCCUUGGACUGGAUGGAAGUGGAGGCUGGACGAGCUGUUUACAGGCAAGGUGACAAGUCAGACUGCACAUACAUUGUGCUGAAUGGUCGACUUCGUUCUGUCAUUAGGAUGGAUGAUGGGAAAAAACAACUGACUGGUGAAUAUGGACGAGGAGACCUAAUUGGGGUGGUGGAGGCAUUAACCCAUCAGCCUAGAGCCACAACAGUACAUGCAGUCCGAGAUUCUGAACUGGCCAAGCUACCAGAGGGAGCACUGACAUCAAUCAAACGCAAAUUCCCACAGGUUGUGACUAGACUGAUCCAUUUGCUGGGUGAGAAGAUUCUUGGCAGCCUUCAGCAGGGGGGUCAUCCUCUUGGAUUACAUACCACUGGCAGCCAGUGGGAUGCUGGAAACCCUGCUAACAACCUCUCCACCGUAGCAAUCAUGCCAGUGUCUGAAGAGGUACCACUUACUGCCUUUACUUUGGAGCUCAAACACGCUCUCAGCACUAUUGGUCCUGCUUUGCUGCUCACCAGUGAUAAUAUCAAACAGCGGCUUGGUUCUGCUGCACUAGACAGUAUCCAUGAGUACAGGCUAUCUAGCUGGCUGGGGCAGCAGGAAGAUAUUCACCGUAUUGUGCUCUACCAGUCUGACAGCACCCUUACUCCUUGGACACAGCGCUGUAUCCGACAGGCAGACUGCAUCUUAAUAGUAGGGUUGGGAGAACAGGAGCCUACUGCUGGAGAGCUAGAAAGGAUGCUGGAGAACACAGCAGUCCGAGCCCAGAAGCAGCUGAUCCUGCUCCAUAAAGAGGAUGGGCCUCUCCCUUGCCGAACUGUGGAGUGGCUCAACAUGAGAAGCUGGUGCUCAGCUCAUCUUCACCUCCGCUGUCCUCGUCGAGUCUUCUCCAGGAGGAGUCUGCCCAAGCUGAUAGAAAUGUAUGAACGAGUAUUUCAGAAACCACCAGACCGUCACUCUGACUUCUCUCGACUAGCCCGUGUUUUGACUGGAAAUGCUGUGGCCCUAGUGCUUGGAGGUGGUGGAGCCAGGUAAGUCCCAUAAGGUCGUUCUGUGUAC